AGGUGGCGCUGUGAUGGCAGUGGGAAUAUGGACUCUGGUGGAUAAAAGUGACUACAUCAGCCUUCUGUCCUCCAACACCUACUCGGCCGCGGCCUUCAUCCUGAUUGGCGCGGGGGCCGUCGUCAUGCUCACUGGGAUACUUGGCUGCUGUGCCACCAUCAGAGAACAAAGAGGUCUUCUUAGAGUGUUCUUUGUCCUGCUGUUAUUAAUCUUCCUACUGGAGAUCACAGCUGGAAUUCUGGCUUACGUCUAUUAUCAGGAGUGUUUUCCUCUCUGCUACCAGCUGAACGCUGAGCUCAGAGCCGAUCUGAAAGAGAGGAUGGUGCAAAACUACCAGCAGCCUGGACAAGAGCAGAUCACUAGAGCCAUUGACAACCUCCAGCAAGAUCUGAAGUGUUGUGGCAGUAACAGCUCAGCAGACUGGAGGGAAGGGGCCUGGAUUCAGAUCUUUGCCGACAGACGCCUGGUGCCCGACAGCUGCUGUAAGACCCCCACAGUGGGCUGUGGAGUCAGAGACCACCCAUCCAACAUCUACAAAGUGGAGGGAGGUUGCAUAUCCAAACUAGAGGAAUUUAUUCUUCAGCAUCUGAUCAUUUUGGGCUCAGUGGGUCUUGGGAUUGCGUUCAUUCAGAUUGUAGGGAUGAUUUUUACCUGCUGCUUGUAUCAAAGUUUGAAAGAAGAAAUAUACUGAAGAAGAUACUCAUUCACACCAAUACUAAAUAAGCCUUCCUACUGUGUCUGCAUUACUGUCUGCUACUGUUUGGUUGUAUGUUGUGUGUCAUGAAUACGUCACAGUAAUGCAGGAUGACAGGUCAAUAUGUCUUGGCUGCAGGACAGUCCUUCUGGAAAGUGAACUUAGCUUGCUUUGUUUUAAGCAAAGAUUUUUAAAAGCAGUGUGUUCGAAUUUUGAUGUCAAAAUGAAAUCAGUGGAAUUGUUUCAUCUGAUUUCUGUUAGUUUUGCUCUCACAGUGCCUUCAAAUACAUACAGAAUUUGUCUGCCAUUGAUUAUUAAACAUUAGAUAAUUAUUGGCACCCUUUCAGCAUUAAAAUGGGUUGUAAUCUUUAAUGACAGACAUGAAUUUUUACAUGCUUUGUAUGUAACAUUUGUUCUAUUAAUAAAACAUUAACAUUAAUUUAUUUUCAUCAAGUGGAAGUAAUAUUUAAGGUAUUCACUGUGUCUGUAUAUUUUCUAUAACCAAGGGUGAUUAAUAAAACAUUUAUGAUAUAAAAUGUGCAUACCACGUGUAAAUAUGCAUAUAGGAACUACUUGCACAGUAACUGUUUUACUCGGAACUUUAUAACCGACUGACAAUGAAAACAAGCAGCUGUUUAAAUUAUCUGUGUUUUUUAUCGUAAAUUCAAUAAAUUUAUGACAUUUCAGUAAAUGUAUAUAGUAGGUUAUUGUUGGAGUUAGUAUUGCCAUUAUCGCUUGUUAAUGGUCAGUCUUUAUAAACAGCGAAAAACAGUACAUUUGGUGAUAUAAAGCAUAUAUAAAGCAUCUAAACCUACAUGUGUGAUUGUGGCCAGUGCUGCAUCUGCAGGUAAGACUCAAAACAUCCCGUCAAACGAACAUGCAUAUUUACAGUAAGGUAAUCAGAUUUCUGAAAUGGGAACCGGGGACAUUUUCUAUUUGAGUGGGUGGUCAAAAUAUAAUUGAAGUCCCACUUUUUAUUAUCAAUGAAUAAAAAAAAAACAAAAA
Molecule: messenger RNA, 1699 nt
Organism: Sinocyclocheilus rhinocerous
Lineage: Eukaryota; Metazoa; Chordata; Actinopteri; Cypriniformes; Cyprinidae
Product: CD151 antigen-like
Exons: 7
Coding region: 14-691 (225 amino acids)
Biological process (GO): cell migration
Cellular component (GO): plasma membrane
Source: RefSeq, a predicted model, not a curated record